Molecule: messenger RNA, 2818 nt
Organism: Gracilinanus agilis (Agile Gracile Mouse Opossum)
Lineage: Eukaryota; Metazoa; Chordata; Mammalia; Didelphimorphia; Didelphidae
Gene: KPNA6
Product: karyopherin subunit alpha 6
Exons: 14
Coding region: 367-2343 (658 amino acids)
Biological process (GO): NLS-bearing protein import into nucleus
Cellular component (GO): nucleoplasm; nucleus
Molecular function (GO): nuclear import signal receptor activity; protein binding
Source: RefSeq, a predicted model, not a curated record
GCCAGUGUUGACACUUAAUCCAUUUCACUCAGCAGAUUGCUUUUGACUGGAGGAAGAAGUUGGGGAAAUGAAAGAAGGAAAAUGAGAAUGAAAGAUGGGAGUAAGCAAACAAUCAUCAUUAAGUAUUAUUAAGUGCCUACUAAGGGCCAGUGACUGCUGAGCCCCAGGAAUACAAAAAGAAGCAAAAUACAUUACCUGCCCUGAAGAAGCUUACAAUUUAAAGGGAAGACAACAUGGACACAGACAUACAAAGCAAGAUACACUUAAAAUGUUUAUAUACACAUAUAUGAUCAAUAGGAGGGAAAGCACUGGAAUUAAGAGGGUUUGGGAAAGGCUUCUUGUAGAGCAAGUAAUGUGGUGGGGGAAAUGCAGAAUGGUGUAAAGAGAGUCCAGCAAUUAAAUCCAACAAUUAGCAUUUAUUACGCAUCUAAUAUGGGCCAGUGUGUAAGUGUUGGCAUACCAAACAAAAAAAAAAAACACAAAAAACCCAACUUAAAAAAUGUUUUUGUUUUGUCCUGCCCCUUUCCCUCUUCGUCCCUGCAGGACACGGCUCCUUUAAGCGCGCCCUCGCUACGUAACCGAUGCCACCGAGUUCUAAGCGCGUUCUGGCGUCGGACCAAGGCUAAGGAAGUUUGUCCACUUGGGGCCGCCGUCGUGCCGCGUCGCCAUAUUGUCCGCUGGAUCCGCCGCCAGAGCCGCCGGGGUGUCCUGAGAGAGCGGAGCUGCGCCGGGAUGGAAACCAUGGCGAGCCCAGGGAAGGACAAUUAUCGGAUGAAGAGCUAUAAGAACAAAGCACUGAACCCAGAAGAAAUGAGAAGGCGGCGAGAGGAAGAGGGAAUCCAGCUUCGUAAGCAGAAACGAGAGCAACAGCUUUUUAAACGAAGAAAUGUAGAACUAAUCAGUGAAGAUGCUGCCAUGUUUGACACACUACUCAUGGACUCCUAUGUCACCUCCACCACUGGGGAAAGAGUGAUCACAAGAGAUAUGGUGGAGAUGCUCUUUUCUGAAGACUCUGACCUGCAGUUAGCAACCACACAGAAAUUCCGCAAGCUGCUCUCAAAGGAGCCAAAUCCUCCCAUAGAUGAGGUGAUCAAUACCUCUGGAGUGGUGGACAGGUUUGUGGAAUUUCUGAAGAGGAGCGAGAACUGCACAUUACAGUUUGAAGCUGCCUGGGCCCUGACCAACAUUGCCUCCGGAACCUCACAACAGACCAAAAUUGUCAUCGAAGCUGGGGCUGUCCCUAUCUUCAUAGAAUUACUUAACUCUGACUUUGAGGAUGUACAAGAACAGGCUGUCUGGGCCCUGGGAAACAUAGCCGGUGACAGCUCUGUCUGUAGAGAUUAUGUUCUGAACUGUGCCAUUCUUCCACCGUUGUUGAUACUCCUCACAAAAUCCACACGUGUGACGAUGACCCGGAAUGCUGUCUGGGCCCUGUCAAACCUGUGCCGAGGAAAGAAUCCACCCCCUGAAUUCGAAAAGGUUUCUCCUUGUUUGCCCGUGUUGUCCCGUUUGCUAUUCAGCAGUGACUCAGACUUGCUGGCAGAUGCUUGCUGGGCCCUCUCCUAUCUGUCUGAUGGCCCCAAUGAGAAGAUUCAAGCUGUCAUAGACUCUGGAGUCUGUCGGAGACUGGUGGAGCUCUUGAUGCACAACGAUUACAAAGUGGCCUCUCCUGCCCUUCGAGCAGUAGGCAACAUUGUCACUGGUGAUGAUAUCCAGACCCAGGUAAUACUUAAUUGUUCAGCCCUACCUUGCCUCCUCCACUUACUGAGUAGUCCCAAGGAGUCAAUCCGGAAAGAAGCUUGCUGGACCAUUUCAAACAUCACAGCUGGAAACAGGGCCCAGAUACAGGCUGUCAUAGAUGCAAAUAUUUUUCCUGUGUUGAUCGAGAUACUGCAGAAAGCUGAAUUCCGAACAAGGAAAGAGGCUGCCUGGGCCAUCACCAACGCCACAUCAGGAGGGACUCCUGAGCAAAUCAGGUAUCUGGUUACUUUGGGUUGUAUCAAACCUCUGUGUGACUUGCUGACUGUGAUGGACUCUAAGAUCGUACAGGUUGCCCUCAACGGUCUUGAAAACAUCCUCCGGUUGGGUGAGCAAGAGGCUAAGCGGACCGGUGCAGGGGCCAACCCCUACUGUGGCCUCAUUGAAGAAGCUUACGGCUUAGACAAGAUCGAAUUUCUCCAGAGCCAUGAGAACCAAGAGAUCUACCAGAAGGCCUUUGACCUCAUUGAGCACUACUUUGGUGUAGAAGAUGAAGACACAGGCCUGACCCCUCGAGUGGAUGAGACACAGCAGCAGUUCAUCUUCCAGCAGCCUGAGGCCCCCAUGGAGGGCUUCCAGCUAUAAUGCCUGCUUAGGGGAAGGGAAGGGAGGGAGAAGACAGGAGAGCACCACAGACCAGCCCAUACAGUCUUUGGCAGUGAUGGUUGUGGUAGUGGUGGUGGCGGUGGUGGUGGUGGUGACAGCGGCAACGGCGGCAGCAGCAAAAGGGAGGGACGCCUAGGUUCCCUGCCCCAGUCCAGAGACUGCCUUUGCUGCCCACUCCCUCCCUUCCCAGGAGGCCCCUCUGAGGACAGGCCAAGGCUAAGGUUUUGCUUUUGUGGAGAAAAGGGGACUUGUUUUUCCUCCUUACCCACUAUAUUUUUGCUGCAUACCUGUCUAACCCAAGAGCCCAGGGUGGAAAAAGGAGGACUGAGGUAACCAAUUUGCACCUUUUUUUUUUUUUUGUUUUGUUUUGUUUUGUUUUGUGGUGAUUUUUCUCUUCCUUUUUCCCUUUCUCCCUCCCUAACCCCUACCCCAGGCUGUGCCAGUCUUACUUUGG